CCCGCGCAUGACGUAUUUCCUGGGCGACAGCGAUACAUCGAAGAACAACAGUUUUGUUCGUUCGGCUUUUCUGUCGUAAGUUUCCCUCAAGGAAUUGAACAGAAUGGCUUUGGAAACUGUCCCGAAGGACCUGCGCCACCUACGAGCGUGUCUUCUGUGCUCGCUGGUGAAGACCAUUGACCAGUUCGAAUAUGACGGCUGCGACAACUGCGAGUCCUACCUGCAGAUGAAGGGGAACCGAGAGAUGGUCUAUGAAUGCACAAGUUCCUCGUUUGACGGCGUGAUCGCCAUGAUGAGUCCCGAGGACAGCUGGGUGGCAAAAUGGCAGCGGAUAGGAAACUUCAAGCCUGGUGUAUAUGCAGUGUCAGUGACAGGCAGACUUCCUCCAGGCGUGGUGCGAGAGUUGAAAAGCAGAGGAGUGAUUUACAAGUCCAGAGACACGGCGGUGAAGACGUAAACCUCGACUGCGUCCAGUUUGCACCGUGGGACUCCAAUUCUUGUUUUAUGUUUGUGAUUAGGAAUGUUAGCAUAGGGGAGGGACGUUUCUUAUUUCUUUGAAUAAUUGAGGGAAAACAAAUAAAGUGUUUUAUUAGAA
This is a messenger RNA of Scophthalmus maximus (turbot), 595 nucleotides long. RefSeq names its product SPT4 homolog, DSIF elongation factor subunit (gene supt4h1). The transcript is spliced from 5 exons. Gene Ontology annotation, biological process: chromatin organization; regulation of transcription elongation by RNA polymerase II; mRNA processing. The coding region runs from base 104 to 457 and encodes 117 amino acids. The record is from RefSeq and is a predicted model, not a curated record. Gene Ontology annotation, molecular function: zinc ion binding; RNA polymerase II complex binding. Gene Ontology annotation, cellular component: nucleus; DSIF complex. NCBI's taxonomy places the organism in Eukaryota, Metazoa, Chordata, Actinopteri, Pleuronectiformes, Scophthalmidae.